Molecule: messenger RNA, 4661 nt
Organism: Maylandia zebra (zebra mbuna)
Lineage: Eukaryota; Metazoa; Chordata; Actinopteri; Cichliformes; Cichlidae
Product: protein NLRC3
Molecular function (GO): protein binding
Source: RefSeq, a predicted model, not a curated record
AUAAACAAACCCUGCUCUUUAUUCAUUGGUUCAGUCACUUCAAGUGGACCAAUCACAGAGCCCCACCUGUUAGCAUCAGAGACUUUCUGUUUGGCACUCACAUUCGGUUUCCCUCUCAGGCUGACUCAGGGAAGAUGAAAAUAAAUGAUGUGAAGAAAGAGGAGGGACCAGCAGAGUUUCCAGGAUGCAGCUAUGUUGCAGUGAAGAGUGAUUGUUCCAAAGAAGAACCUCCAUACUUCAGUGCUGAACCAAAAGACAAUAACAGGAGUCCUGAUGGUGGGGGUCAGCAGCUGCCUAUGUGUGCUUUGUGUCAGGAUGUCCUGAAACAUCCCGUUUCUACUAGCUGUGGACACACAGAAGAUGACUCCUGUCCCCAUAAUGGAGAAAGAUCGAGCAAUGGACUGCAGUCAACUGGACAGAGGAGCUGUAUACAUACAGAUGUUGAUCUGCAGGAGGCUUUAGAUAAACAUAAGAUCAGUCUGAGGAGGAGAUGUGAAUGUGUGACUGAAGGAAGUGAUGAAACAGAAAGUAGAACCCUCCUCAACAGGAUCUACACUGAGCUUUACAUCACAGAGGGACAGACUGAAGAGGUUCAUACCCAACAUGAGGUGAGGCAGCUGGAGACAGCUUCCAAGAUGGACGCCCUCCAUGACGCUCCAAUCAGGUGCCAGGACAUCUUUAAAGCCUUACCUGACCAACAGAGACCCAUCAGAGUGGUUCUGACCAACGGCGUGGCUGGUGUUGGAAAAACCUUUGCAGUGCAGAAGUUCACUCUGGACUGGGCAGAGGGCUUGGAGAACCAACAUGUCAGUGUGGUGGUUCUGCUUUCAUUCAGGGAGCUGAACCUGAUCAGAGAUGAGCAGUACAGUCUUCUGGAGCUGCUCCAUGUUUUCCAUCCAACAUUACAGAAGGUCACAGCAGAGAAGCUGGCUGUCUCUCAGCUUUUGUUCAUCUUUGACGGCCUGGAUGAAAGCAGACUUUCAUUGGAUUUCACCAACAGGAAGCUGCUGUCUGAUGUCACACAGAAGUCAUCAGUCAGCCAGCUGCUGACAAACCUCAUCCAGGGGAAUCUGCUUCCCUCGGCUCUCGUCUGGAUAACUUCCCGACCUGCAGCAGCCAAUCAGAUCCCUCCUACAUGUGUUGACAGGCUAACAGAAGUACGAGGCUUCACUGACGCCCAGAAGGAGGAGUACUUCAGGAGGAGAUUCAGUGAUGAAGAGCUGUCCAGCAGAAUCAUCUCCCACAUGAAGACAUCCAGGAGCCUCCACAUCAUGUGUAGAAUCCCAGUCUUCUGCUGGAUCACUGCUACAGUUCUGGAGCACAUGUUGACUACAGAGCAGAGAGGAGAGCUGCCCAAGACCCUGACUGACAUGUACUCACACUUCCUGCUGGUUCAGACAAAGAGGAAGAAGAACAAGUACCCCGAGGGACAUGAGACGAGUCCACAGGAGCUGACGGAGGCUGACAGGGAAGUUCUUCUGAAGCUGGGGAGGCUGGCGUUUGAACAUCUGGAGAAAGGAAACAUCAUGUUCUACCAAGAAGACCUGGAGCAGUGUGGUCUGGAUGUGACAGAGGCCUCGGUGUACUCAGGAGUUUGUACAGAGAUCUUCAAAAGAGAGUGUGUGAUCUUCCAGAAACCAGUCUACUGCUUUGUUCAUCUGAGCAUUCAGGAGUUUCUGGCUGCUGUCUACAUGUUCCACUGUUUCACUAACAGGAAGACGGAGGUGCUGGAGGACUUCCUGGAAGAUGAAAUGAAUGAAGAGGAGGAAGAUGAUGAUGAGGAUUAUGAUGAAGACUUGUAUUACACAUCUGUAGCUGACUUUUUGCACAUGGGCCUAAACAAAUCUCUUCAGAGUAAAAAUGGCCACCUGGACCUGUUUGUCCGCUUCCUGUAUGGCCUAUGUCUGGAGUCCAACCAAAUAAUAUUAUGUGGUCUGCUGGGUCAGACAGAGAACAGUCCAGAAGUUAUUGAGAGAAUCAUUAACAACUUGAAGGAGAUGAAAGCUAAGUUUAUUUCUCCUGACAGAAUCAUCAACAUCUUCCACUGUCUGAUGGAGAUGAAUGACCUCUCAGUACAUCAGGAAAUCUUGGAUUUCCUAAAGUCAGAGAACAGAUCAGAGAAGAAACUCUCUGAGAUCCACUGCUCAGCUCUGGCCUACAUGCUACAGAUGACAGAGGAGGUUCUGGAUGAGUUUGACCUGGAUGAAUACAACACAUCAUGGGAGGGUAGACUAAGGCUUAUUCCGGCUGUGAGAAACUGCAGGAAGGCUCGACUUUCUGAAUGUUGGCUGUCAGAGACUCACUACAAAGUUGUGGCCUCUGCCCUGAAGUCUGACCCCUCCCACCUGACGGAGCUUGACCUGACAGGAAGUAAACUGCAGGAUUCAAGACUGAAGCAGCUGUCUACUGGACUGGAGAGUCCAAACUGUCGACUUAAAACACUGGUACUUGCUAACUGUGGACUAACAGAGAUCAGUUGUGAUUCUCUGGUCUCAGCGCUGAAGUCUAACCCCUCCCACCUGAGAGAACUGGACCUGAGCAGAAACAACCUGCAUGAUGUAGCAGUGGCAGGACUUUCUGCUGGAUUACAGAGUCCUGACUGGAGACUAGAGACUUUGAGACUAAGGUCCUGCAGUUUGUCAGAGAUCAGCUGUGUUCAUUUAGGUUCAGCUCUGAAGUACAAUUUGUGCUAUCUGAAAGAGUUGGACCUGAGUCAAAACGAGCUACAGGAAUCAGGAGUGGAGCAGCUUUCAGCUGGACUAGAAAGUCCAAAAUGUAGACUGGAAACCUUGAGACUUACUCACUGUGAACUACCAGGAAGCUGCUGUACAUUUCUGGGCUCAGUUCUGAAGUCAGUCUCUUCCUGUCUGACAGAGCUAGACUUGAGCCACAACAAAUUGCAUGACUCAGGAGUAAAACUUCUGUCUGCUGGGCUGGAGAAUCGAAAUUGUAGCCUGACGACUUUAAGGCUGAAGGACUGUCUGAUUAUGGAAAAUGGCUGUGCUUCUUUGGCUUCAGCUCUAAAGUCGAAUCCCACCUAUCUCAGAGAGCUAGACCUGAGUCACAACAAACUACAAGAUUCAGGAGUAAAGCUUCUGUCGAUUGGAUUGUCGACUCAAAACUUUAGACUUAAGACUCUAAGGAUAAAGGACUGUCAGAUUACAGAUAAAGGCUGCGAUUAUCUGUCCUUAGCUCUUAACUCGACCCAAUGUCCCCUAAGAGUGCUUGACCUGAGUUUGAACAAGUUAAAGAAAACUGAUGAAGAACUGAAGCUGAUGUUUUGGUCUCUGAAGGCACUUCAUUAAAGACUCUGGUCAGGUUUACAUGAACCUGGAGUAUGGAGGAGGAGACAUCCUUCAUUAAGCUGCCUAUCACCACCCUGAGUUCAUAUUCAAACAUCCUAGAAUUACUUAUUAUUUUAUUUUGUCUUCCUUCCCUUAGAUAGUCAUUUGAUGUCUUUAUUUAAAUUUAUAUAAAGGCUUUCAUUUGAUUCAGUGAACUACAGUCGUAAGGUCUAUAAGAAGAUGUGAAUGCACCAUUAUGGGAAAUCCCUACCAUGACCAACUACACCCUACACCUUGUUGGCAGGGAUCACUACUAUGCUUGGCUACAAGAUAAAAAGCAGUACUUUUAAUGGAGAAUGAAACUAGAGGCCAAGAUCAAUGUAGCAUGGAGGGCAGUUAGCCAACUAUCAGAGCUGCACAAAGAUGUGAUGUAAAAAGGAAUGCUAGGUACAGCAAGCUGCCAAUACCUGAGGCCUUAGAAACUGCCAAGCAAAGACUCAUUCACUUGAAAUGGUAAACCAGAGAGAUAGAAGCCAUUAUAACAAACAAGAUGUUCUCCACUGAACCAUCCAAGGUGUACUCUCAGUGUCAGAUGAACAAUAUGAGAAAAGCCCCACCAAGGCUGGAGACAGAACAAUACUGGAAGACCUAAUGGGAGAAGGAUGCAACCUGUGGCUAACAGAGCUGGGAGAAGAUUACAGCAAGGUCCCUGAACAGGAUCCAGUAACAUCACAGUUGUAGACAUCCAACACAGAGUAGCUGCUAAUGGUUAAACGCAACCAUAAAAGCUAAUCGAACAGUGGGCAGUCCUGAUCCCCAAGGGUCCUCAGAAGGGAUCUGUCCAAUCCAACUACCAGCCAAUAACCUGCCUCAGAUUUUCAGUACCACAUGGAAGCUCCUGUCGGGCAUCAUAGUGGCUAAGAUGAACAGGCAUAUGGCUCAAUAAAGGCAGAGAUAGAAAUUAGCAGAAACACCAGAGUGGAAAACUCAACACCAUGCAGAUCGAUAGUGGAAUGCGUAGAACUAUACAACAUCAACAGGACCCUAAGAGCUUUCAUCAGGAAUUCAGUGGUAAUGUUGUUAACAACAAUGCAGAACAACUUCAAGCCGAUUACACAGGUCACCAUCAAGUGCAUGAUUUACCAAGGCAAUUUAAAUGUUAUCUGGAAAUUACUAGACAAGAGAGGGUUUUCAAGAAAAAUUCUUAAAUGUUCAUUUUCUAUGCCAUAUGUUAAAACAAGAUCUGGAAUGUGUCAUUUUUAGCAUCUACAUGGAUGUUAAAAGUAUUCGGCCACCUUGAACGUUUCCACAUUUUGUCACAUUACAGCGACAAAGAUGAAUCAAUUUUAUUGAAAUUCAAUGUGAAAGACCAAUACA